AAAUAAUAAAAAGAAAAUAACUUAUUCACCGGUCGAAUAGGUUUUGACAGCACAGGAAAAUAUUGAAAAAUCAAAACACACAACCACUUUGCAUGGAAAGAAUAAAACAAUUACGAAACUAUGAAGUGUGUUUGACAAAACCGGAAUUAAAAACUUUGUAAAAAUGAUUUCGGAUACGGGAAGUAAUAAACCUUUGCUGAUUGCAUCCCAAGCAUUGAUUGGUAUGGGACUGUUCUUCGUUCAUGUGUUUCACGUUAGUUCUGUGUUCGAAAGUGAAACAAAUUUUAGCAACUUAGACAAUGUCGGCCGAGAACUGAUCUUCAAGUCCGAUCAUGCCCUAUAUUAUUCAUACUACAAGACAAUUGCCGAUGCGCCGGAUUUUAUGAGCGGAUUCAAUAAACUGUUACGAGACAACCGCACGGAAUAUCCCAGUUCGCUGAACACAAUUUAUCGAUUCCACAUUUUUCCAGAAAUUGUUUUAGGAUACCUCUACAAGUAUUUUAUGGCUGUAACCACCUACUUCGAAAUCUCCACGAAAACGUGUCUGUUUAUUGAUGGAUAUGCUAGCUGUGAGGGAUUGGGAGUACCAAUUUAUUUCUACUUGGAAGCAGUUUGGUAUAUGGGUGGUUUCGCCGUUUUUGUGUUAUUUAUGUACGCUACGCAUCUCAGCGGUAACAUGGUUGGUGGGCUGGCAGCUGUCACAUACUACUUUACUAUUCACAACGAUGCCACAAGGAUCCAUAGAUAUCCGGCCGCUAGAGAGAAUUUCGCUUAUCCAUUCAUAUUGUCACAGAUGCUUUACUUGUCUAUUUGUAUCAAAUCGGAUCACUACAUAUACUCUCAGAACAAGUCCACCAAACGGACCACCUGCAUAAUGAUCACCAAAUUGGCAAUCAAUUCAACGUUAGCCGUAUUGUCGUGGCAUUUUUCGCAAUACAUAUUCGGAGCCCAGAGUAUCAUCAUGUAUACGUUGCUGCAAUUCGACAUGAUUUCGUUCAAUCUGUUCUCGGACUAUGUCAUCUCUCAGUUCGUGUCGAAUAUGAUAGCUUACUAUGUGAUGCUGGAAAAUGAGAAAUUCUUUCCAUCGAUUCACAUGACCAUUUUGUUCACAUUGCUUCUGUUCGCGUCCAUGUUCAAAUUACGUAAAAAACCGUAUGACGCCAGAGAAUCGUUAUUCCGUCGCAUUUACAUGGACUACGUAUUCAACUUCCUGUUUGUGUUGAUCAUUUUUUGUGAUAUUUUGCGGGCAAUUUAUGGGGAGAAUUUCAGGGACAGUGUGGACAUGCUGUACAAGGACAUCAUACUGUCCAAACUUCGCAUAAAACCGUCGUCGUUUAACACAUUGGUUUAUCUGUGCAAUGCCGAAAUGGGAUUCAUUGACAUGGAUACAUUGAAAACGUACAACAAAUUGUUUGUGGGAAAGUUUUUCGGCGUCUUCAUCGUCAUUUUCCUAUCCAAAUGGUUGCAGAAGCGUCGUGAAAUCAACGAAAACAACGAAGACAAGAAGGAGAGAGCGAAAAAUUAUUUGAUUGAAGAUUACUUGGAAGAGAAUCGAGUUUCGAUGAAAGAUUUAGUCAACACUGACAUGGACAAAGAGAUUAAGGCUUGUUUGGAAGCAUUGAAGAAAUGCAAUUACGAUUAUGAGAAAUACAAACGCGAGAAACUGAAAAACGUUCGCACAAAGGUUGACGAACGGGCGGCAUUUUUGAAAGAUGUGCAGAAAUUCAAAGAAGAAAUUUCGGAAAAGGAGAAGACAUCUGGCCAAAGUGUGAACGCUAAGUUCGCGGUUGAAAAAGACUCUAGCGACACGAACAAAGAAGACGAACCAGAAGCUUCGAAUGAAGAUAACAAAGAAGAUGCAAGCAAAAAAGACAGCGAAGAAACAAAAUCGGAUAGUCAGACUGAUAAUGAAGCGAAGGCGCCACGAAAGGAGGAUGAAAACGUGGGCGUUAUUUAUCGAGAUCAUUUCAUUCAGCCACAUUAUUUCUACAAUGUGCUGCAAACAUUUGUAUUCCUUAUGAUGGCUGGUUUGGUUGUGAAAUUAAAAUAUUUACUGACACCAUUCAUGUGUUUGAUGGCAUCGUCGUUACCACCUAAAAGUUGGUUUCCCAAUGCAACUUAUCGUUAUUGGUUCGUCUACCUCUUCUUGGUAUUUUGCAGCAUUGCCGAGACGGGAAUAGAGAACGUUCAAAAUCAGUACGAGAGAAGAGGAUACAGCGAUCAUCAAUUGAAACAAGCAGUAGAUUGGAUCAAUGUAAAUACAGAUGCGGAUGCAGUAUUUGCAGGGCCAGCUGAUUUAGUGGCUACAAUAAUGUUAACUACUGGUCGCCCCGUAGUCAAUCAUUCAAGACUAGAAUUUUUUAAUAUGAGAGAGCGAACGAAAUUAGUGUAUUCAAUGUUCAGCAAGCAGCCGUAUACACAAAUUUACAAUCAACUGUCUCGACUAGAAAUACAAUACAUAAUUGUACCGUUUAACGAAUGCAUAUCUUCUAAAAGAAGCUGCAAAAUUCUUGACAUUUGGGACAACAUUGAACCGGAGAAUCGAGACAAUAUUCCAUUGUGUGCUGAAUUGUUCAAAAAGAGCAAUCCAAACUUUCUGCGAGUGUUUAUGAACGAGGAAUAUUUCAUUUUGAAAUUGUUUUCGCAAUACGUUCAAGUCGAGUUCGGAAAGAACAGUCUCACCGAAUUGAGUAUGUAAAUGGGGCUUGGUGUAAACGCGGUAUAGAUGACAACAAUCGCUGUAUUAAAUGAACUAUUAAAAAUGCAAACAAAAUCAAAA
Messenger RNA from Bradysia coprophila, 2779 nucleotides. RefSeq names its product C-mannosyltransferase dpy-19 homolog. Gene Ontology annotation, cellular component: nuclear inner membrane. Lineage: Eukaryota; Metazoa; Arthropoda; Insecta; Diptera; Sciaridae. The record is from RefSeq and is a predicted model, not a curated record. Gene Ontology annotation, molecular function: mannosyltransferase activity.